Molecule: messenger RNA, 969 nt
Organism: Metarhizium robertsii ARSEF 23
Lineage: Eukaryota; Fungi; Ascomycota; Sordariomycetes; Hypocreales; Clavicipitaceae
Exons: 2
Coding region: 1-969 (322 amino acids)
Source: RefSeq, a predicted model, not a curated record
AUGUCUCGCAGGCUGCUUACGCUUCUCUCUGUGGCGGCCAUUGCCAACGCCGUGGGCAACUUGACCAGCAACGGAUGCGCUGAUGCUCCUGGAUUUCAGAGCUGUCAAAACGUCGCAAAUCAAAAGAUCGACGCCUGUUUCUCAAAAACCAAGGGCGACGGGGUAGCUCAGCAGGCCUGUGCGUGCGAAGACUAUAUCCUGAACUACAACUGCUAUGCGGCGCACUGUUGGAACCGUGUCUGGGAAUGCGAGUACCAAGAAUACCUCGUCUCGUAUCUCAUGGACUGUCCUAUCGCCAAGUUACCUGUUCCGUAUUUUCCCAUUCCGGACAAUGCUGCCGGUGCUUGCUCAUGCAACGUCGGCAAGGUGUACAAAGCUAUUACAGACAGCAUAACCCAGGGCGCGAGCUGCAUGAAAAACGUACAUGGCGCGGAUACCAUUCUACGCGGUGACAAGAUUGGCGCUUGUGGCUGUUGCGAAAUCAGCGGCGCCAUGUCGAGUAUUUUCGAGAUAUGUCCCGACACGAAACCCGAUUUAGUCGGCAUGGCCUCGGUAUCCAAGAUCCAGACCCAGCUCGACAUCAACUUCCGCGAAUGCCAGCCGAUGACCAAGAUCAACUGCGCAUCAGAUCUCAACUUCUCGUUGGCAGGCGUGAGCACAUAUUUCCCGCCUAGCAGCUUGCCUACCAGUGGCACCGCGACUUUGAGCAACAAUCCUGGAUCUGUUACUGCACCACCGAGCGGCUCCGUCUUCUCCUAUACGAAUGGGGGCGACAAGGUCAUUUACACGAUUACUGCGGCUUCAGCGAGCAAUGGAAAGGAUUCUGAAUCUGGGGCUUCCAGCUCUGCUGCAGCCACCACGGCUUCAAAGAAGAGCGCAGCUGCGUCUGUUAUGGUGCCGAAAGGCUUGAACAUAGCAACUAUUGGGUUUUCUCUCGCGGCAGGGGCAAUGGAAUGGUUGUCAUAUUGA